AUACAUGUAUUGCUUCUUCUUUUUUAAGGAAAAAAACACACAUUUUACAAUCAAGGAUAUUUAUCACCACGGUCCUUUUGCAAGUCUAAUAACAGAUCAAAGAAGCAAAAGGAGAAAAUGAAAAUCCAAGAAAUGUCAUCAACUUAUAUUCGUUUCUCUAUAAUUCCUUCUCUUUGUUACUGCUAUUUCAUAUCUGCAAAAAUCCCAAAAGGAAUUCCAAGGCUUAUUUCUCUUCUACCCAUUAUUUACAUCUUCACAAUUCUCCCACUUUAUUAUUAUUCAUCUCCAUUUGUUAUAGCAGUCACCACUUUCUCCAUUACUUGGCUUUCCAAUUUUAAACUCCUCCUCUUUGCUUUUGAUCAGGGCCCACUUUCCAAAAAUGGAUCAACAAAAAAUUUAUCACUUCCAAUUUUCAUUUCCAUGGCUGCCCUUCCUCUUAGAAAAAAACAACAUAUUUCUACACAAAAAUUCCCAUUAAAUUUAGGUUCAAAAAUUGUCCUAUUUUCUGUAAUCUUGGAGAUUAUUUUUCAUUACAAAAGUGAAAUGCAUCCAAGAUUGGUGUUAAUCUGCUAUUGUUUAAUGAUUUUUCUUUUGAUUGAUAUUUUAACUGAUCUUUUUAUUUCUAUAUUCAAAAUAUUUGUGGGGUUAGAGUUAGAGCCACCAUCAAAUGAACCAUAUUUAUCAACUUCAUUACAAGAUUUUUGGGCACGAAGAUGGAACCUCACAGUAACAAAUACACUGCGUCUCACUGUAUACAAUCCUGUAAGGUUAGUGUUGUUUGAGGUGGUCGGCAAAGAGUGGGCCCAAGGUGUUGCCACGUUGGCAACUUUUGUUGUUUCUGGUUUAAUGCAUGAGUUGAUAUUUUAUUAUGUGACACGUGUGAGUCCCACGUGGGAAAUGACGUGGUUCUUUGUGAUUCAUGGGAUUUCUGUGAUUGUGGAGACACGUGUGAAGAGAGCUGUGAAGGACACGUGGCGGAUUUCUGGGCUUGUUUCUGGCCCGUUAACGAUUGGGUUUGUGGUGGUUACUGCUUUUGGGCUUUUUUUUCCACCGUUAAUUAGGAAUGGUGCUGAUGAUAUGGUACUUGAAGAAUUUGGGUUUUGUGUUGACUUUAUCAAAGACAAAAUGUUUCAAUUUGUGAGUCAUUCUAGAUAGAAUGAUUUUAUUUUUUGUCCAAUGAGAAAUUGGUAAUGUCUAUUAACAGUGGAAAUUUGAUUGGGGCUAGUAGCGAACUUGUGUUGUGCGUUUUGAUUA
Messenger RNA from Lycium ferocissimum, 1254 nucleotides. Its product is annotated as probable long-chain-alcohol O-fatty-acyltransferase 3. Bases 118 to 1155 code for a protein of 345 amino acids. The transcript has a single exon. Lineage: Eukaryota; Viridiplantae; Streptophyta; Magnoliopsida; Solanales; Solanaceae. The record is from RefSeq and is a predicted model, not a curated record. Gene Ontology annotation, biological process: lipid metabolic process.